CUUUAAUAAAUAACCUAUUGAAUUGUGUCGCAGAAAUUUAUUUAAAAAUUGUUUUCAAAAAUAGAGCAAUAAUUGAAAUGUGAACAAAGAUUUUCCGGUAACACUAAAUUAAGCGCGAUAUUUUCUCCAAGUGGCAAUCUUGUUGGAAGUCAGUCGGUAAAGAAAUUGCAUGAUAACAUAAAAUUGCAGAAACAAGUAGGAAACUGUUGUAAAUAGUUUAAUAAGUUGCUAUUUUUAAUUUGUACACAUUUUGUGGAAGCUAUAUUAAAGAUUAAACUCUACAAAAUGUCUAUCGGUACAAGUGCUCUGCGUACGCAGCUUAUGGCGCUCGCAAAUUUUUCGGGCACACACAAAGAGCAAGCAGACAAGUACCGGCAACUGCUAGUAAUGGUGCUCAACAAUACAGGCAGUGAACUUGUGGACACCUUAAAGCUGUUCGUGGAAGCCAUAGUCAAUGAGCAUGUCAGCUUGGUCAUUUCAAGGCAAAUACUUAAUGACGUUAGCAACUCUUUGUGCAAAUUGUCUGAUGAAAUUUCGCGACAAGUCUCACAUUUUACGCUGGAGAAGGUGCAACCGCGUGUGAUAUCCUUUGAAGAGCAAGUAGCCGGUAUACGGCAACAUUUAGCCGAUAUUUAUGAGCGCAAUCAACUUUGGCGUGAUGCUGCUAAUGUGCUGGUUGGCAUACCACUAGAGACUGGCCAAAAGCAGUACCCAGUCGGUUAUAAGCUCAAAACAUAUUUAAAAAUUGCUAGUCUCUACUUAAAGGACGAUGAUUCUGCCCAAGCUGAGUUUUAUAUAAAUCGUGCAUCCUUGUUGCAAACUGAGACGACUGAUGAAGAGUUACAGGUGCUUUACAAAAAAUGCUACGCUCAUGUCUUGGACUAUCGUCGAAAAUUCAUUGAGGCUGCACAACGCUAUAACGAACUGUCCUAUCGCAAAACGAUGAGCGAAAGUGAUCGCAUGGAUGCGUUAAGAAGUGCUUUAAUUUGCACUGUAUUAGCUUCUGCAGGACAGCAACGCUCACGCAUGUUGGCAACACUUUUCAAAGACGAACGUUGUCAACAGCUACCAGCCUAUUCUAUACUUGAGAAAAUGUAUUUAGAUCGCAUAAUUCGACGUUCGGAAUUAAAAGAAUUCGAAGCGUUGCUGCAACCGCAUCAAAAAGCUAUAACCGUUGACGGCUCAUCUAUACUGGAUCGUGCUGUAUUUGAGCACAAUUUGCUUUCUGCUAGUAAACUCUAUAAUAAUAUAACAUUUGAGGAACUGGGCGCAUUACUUGAUAUACCAGCUGCAAAGGCUGAAAACAUUGCUUCGCAAAUGAUUACCGAGGAGCGUAUGAACGGGCAUAUAGAUCAAAUAUCCGGUCUUGUGCAUUUUGAGAGUCGUGAGGUGUUGCCACAAUGGGAUCGCCAAAUCCAAUCGUUAUGCUAUCAAGUCAACUCUAUUAUUGAAAAGAUCGCAGCGGCUGAGCCGAACUGGAUGACAAAUACAUUGGAUACUUUGAACUGAUACGUUUAAAUGAUAUAUCUUAUCUUAUACACACGAGACAUUUUCAAAAAGAUAUGUUUGUUUUUGGGUUUAAAUAUUUUUUUGAGACGGCCUCAUAUUUCACAUUAAUUUAAUGAAAAAUAAAAAUAAAAAACCGGAAAAAAUACAUUUUUAUAUUAUAAUUGAAUUUAAAAAAGGUUUUGAUUUUGGAUAUUUGGCAUACAUUUGCAAACGUUUAAUAAUUGCUUUAACCUUAACCUUAAAAAAUAAUCGUCGCCCUUCAGCAGUUAUAACAACAUAUUAGGAAAGGCUAAGUUCGGGUGCAACCGAACAUUUUACACUCUCGCUAUUUAUUGAUGUAAUUUUAUUAAGAUAACACACAAUUUGACCCAUAUACUCGUAUUCGGCAUAAAGUCCAAGGGAAUAACGAAAAUCAUCAUAUAUAGUAUAUGAGGGCUGAAGUAAUUCCUGAACCGAUUUCACUCAUUUUCACCACACACUAUUGUACAUUAUACACGCUCACUUAAUUUUCCUAAGAGAUCUCACAUAUUAACCGAUAUACCACCGUAUUUUUGAAAAGCCUUUCAUUAGGUAUAUUGGAGCUAGGGGAAGUUAUGGCCAGAUUUUAACCAUUUUUUGAUACAGAGACACACUAUUAGAAGAAAAACAUUCCCUCUGAAUUAAAUUAAGAUAUAUGAGAGAUUUAUAGGUUUUCGGAUUUCAAUGGCAAUGGUCCGAUUUCGCAACCCUCUUACGGUCCAAAGAAACAUGUGUAUCAAGUUUCAUCAAGAUAUCUUAGUUUUUACUUAAGUUAUCCGUUGCACGUACAGAUGGACGGACGGACAGAUAGACAUCCGGAUUUCAACUCCUGAUCAUUUUGAUAUACAUAACCCUAUAUCUAACUCGUUUAGUUUUAUAACUUACAAACAACCGUUAUGUGAACAAAACUAUAAUACUCUCUUAGCAACUUUGUUGCUUGAGUAUGAAAACAGCUCUACUAGAAUAACAUCAAUCGCCAGAAAAGUAUUAGAGAGCAUGUUCCCUUUUAUAUAUAUUUCUAAAAAAAAAUAAUGCUGCGAUUUGUUUUUUACUAAUUUAUAUUUCCAUUUAUUAUAUAUUAAUUAGCCUUAGGCUAGACAUAAUUUUAGUGUCUGUGGAUAAUUUAAAACUUGUUUAAUUUUUUUUUAUGUAAUUUACAAUAGUUAACAUCCACUUUGUUCGUUAAUUCACACUUGUUACACAACUAAAUAGAGUAUGUAUGCAUUUGAAAAGUUUUCUAUUACUAUAUAUUAAGGUUUUUUGUUUUUUUUUGUUUCUAAUUAUUUUUCAUUAUUUUUUGUACAUUUUUAACAAUUCAAAAAAAAAAGUAUGCUAUAAGAUACACUGUACUAAAUUAUAUGUAUAUAUCAAACAUGGUUUGACAACCCGCUUUAUGUAUUAAUUUAUGUAUAUAUUAUGUAAAUUGUAACUAGUCAUUAGUAUUGUGCUGCCAUUCUGCUUUUUUCCUUCAGUUGUUAUUAUUCUCUUUUUUUGGUAGUAACUUUCUUAAUAAAUAUGAAUAGUAAACGCAUUAACAAGCUGUCGUUAGUUACAUAUGCAUAUUUUAUAUUAAAUAAUUCAUUAUUUAAUAAAGCCAAUGUACAUAAAAAUAAACUAAAUUAGCGUGAAAUAGAAAAUUAAACAAUUUGCAUUAACAAAGCGUAUACGAAGUGUGUCGGCACGAAGCUGUGAACGUGAGAUGUGUUGGUCACUCGUUCACCUAUGUACGCUUAUCUAAAAGUAUUAACAGUACAGUUUUGCUAGUUUUGCUACAUAUGUAAGGGACUAAACUUCGUUGAGUGUUGCAGUUGUUGUUAUUGUGUAUGAAUAGAAUAAGUAUGUUUGUAUGUGCGCAUGUAGUAGUUGUGUCACAUAAACCGUUUUGGAAGUCAAUGCAUCAACAUAACACAAGUCUUAUAUAUACAAAUACAACAAUAUUAAUUCAUUAAUAUGCGCGAUAUCAUCCCUGC
This is a messenger RNA of Zeugodacus cucurbitae (melon fly), 3497 nucleotides long. RefSeq names its product COP9 signalosome complex subunit 4 (gene CSN4). Bases 286 to 1509 code for a protein of 407 amino acids. Gene Ontology annotation, cellular component: COP9 signalosome; cytosol. The record is from RefSeq and is a predicted model, not a curated record. The transcript has 2 exons. NCBI's taxonomy places the organism in Eukaryota, Metazoa, Arthropoda, Insecta, Diptera, Tephritidae.